UGAUGAUAGUAUUUUGUUAAGCGUUGAAAAACUGUUUUUUUGGAGUGUAGUUUAUUAAAAAUGUCUAAAAAUUACGUGACAAGUUAUCGUGGUGAUACAUACUUUACGCCAACCGGCAAAUUACACAUAAAGGACGAGCCAGUUACUCCAAUUGAGGAAGACUUCGGCGAUCACAACAAUUUGGAUGAUUCAAUUAAACUCGAAUAUGGAGGAAUGAGGAAAUCUAUGUCUAUGAACGACAUAACUUCACUUACUUCGGACCUAAUAAAACUAGGAUAUCAUGAACAUGCAGACCACAGGCACCGUAGAGUUACAGGAACAGGCGAGCUGUCAAAAACAAAAUUUGUAUCAAUGGCUGAAGCAGUUUAUCAUUAUCAGAGAGAUACGCCAAAUCGCUUCCAUUCUAGUCGACCUCAAGCAUUCCGUUCUAGUGUAGCUCCAGGGCCGUCAGGGCUCACUAUUCCUCAGUCACCCAUGUUGAGAUGUAAGGCACGCUCCCGACCUCUUCACGUUAUGUCUCAAAAAGAAAAAGAAGAGAUGGAAGCAGAGGAAAUCAAAAAAUUCAAGAUUAAAGCUAAUCCAAUUCCAAAAUCAGUGAUUGAAGGGUGUAGAAACCUUCCUGAGGUGCCAAAGAAAACGCCAACGGUUCCUGAACCAUUCCACUUGACCGAAGUGAAUAAAAAAUUAGCUCAAUCACCCGUACAUGUUCCUGUAUUCAAAGCGCGUCCUGCACCCAAACACAUACUUGAGAAACCACAGGUCUGUCCAAAACAGGCAAUUCCAGUCACAAUACCUGUCACUCCGAAGUUCCACUACAAACCACCCCCGCAGACACACAACUCUGCACCUAAACCAACCAAGCCAGUUGAAAAGCCAGCCCGUCUUGGACCCCUAGUGGUAGAGCCAUUUUCAUUUGAAAAGAGAGAUGAAGAAAUCAAGCGCCGUCACAAAGAGAGAAUUAGAAAACAACUUGAAGAGGAGCGCAAACAAGCGUGUCAAUUUAAAGCGCAACCGCUGCCAGGAGCUGUAAAGAAGCGAAUGCAAGUCACUACAGUCAAAUGUGGUUCAUCUUCAGCAUCCUCGGAAAAUAAAGAGAACCGCUUCAAAUUUGAAGCCAAACCUCCUGUAGUAUUGUACAAAGAACCUUUCAAACCUGUAUUAAAGCCAGUGCAACUUGUAAAACCGGCUCCGUUCCAGCUUACAACAGAAAAGAGGGCAGUUGAUAGGGAGAGGUUUGAUAAGAUUAUGAAAGACAAGGAGGAGGCACAAGAGAGGCUUAGACAACAGAGAGAGAAGGAGAUUCAAGAGGCAGAGGAGCGAGCUAAUGCUGAACUGAGGGCUAAACUGGUGCACCAUCCAAAACCAGUUCCUGUUGUUCACCACCCAUUUGUUCCGGAAAGAUCUGUGGCUACACUCACUGUGCCAGAAACCCCUAAAUUUAUUAGGAGAUUGAAGCAACAUUAAUAGGCUAGCAUACUAGAAUGAUCACAUUGUUUUAUAGCAUUUAUUCCUCUUCUUACAAACUUGGUAGGUAGGGUUGUAUAUGAAAUUAAUCUAUUGUAUUCUUCUUAGUCGGUUCCUCAAGGCUGAGGGUCGUGACCAUCAGGAGUGCAGUUCUUCACCACCGCUCUCCAAACCCCCCUGUCUUGGGCCAGCUGUAUUGACCCCUGGAUGUUGACGCUCGUAGCGUCGCGUAUGGCAUCAGACCACCGAGUUGGAGCCCUGCCUCUACUCCUUCUCCCUUCGACGCACCCAACCAGAACGAGCUUUUCAAAGCUGGACGGGUCUAUUCUUAUAUUUCUAUAAUCUAUUGUAUAAAAUGUAUCAUUUUAUUUUCAGUAAGUUGAUUGUUUGUAUACAAUCAUAAUUGUAACUAGAGAUGCGCAAAAUGCUUCACUGAGCGCUGAUUAAUUCAUAUCUUUCGCUCGCAGUGAUAUGUAUGACUCAUUUUGUUCAUUUCGCUCAGUGGAUCUCAUUCAAAUCAUGAGUGGGAAAGAGCGAGCAAGGAACACUGAGAUUAGUUACUGAGCGAAAUGAGCGAGUUGAAUCUGCACUGAGUUGAAGAGUGAGUGAGUUCAGUCAAAUGAUACAGUUCAUUUAAAUCACUCACUCGUGAACGACACAUGUCUAAUUGUAACAAUUACGCUUGCAUUACUUUCCUUUUUAUAAUGUUAUAUAAUGUGAAUCUGGAGCCAAAUGAAGUGUAGGUCCUCUGAUGUUGGUAAUGUUCCGUGUGCUUCUGCUGAGACUGUUUAAAUUUUAAAAAGUUACUUAGCAGCAAUUUCAUUACACAAUAAUAUGUUGAAAUGGAGAUUUGGAUUAGUAUAUGAAAUAAAAUAAGUGUUAUCCUAAUUUGGGUGACAAAAAUGGAGAAUUCAUUUUAUGAAUACCAAGAUAAAGCGGGAGUAGAAUGUGAUUCAGAUACUGACAUUAUCAAAGAAAGUGUUCUCGAGGACUUGAUGCCAAAAAUUCCUAUGAAAACUCCCAAUGCGAAAUAACCACAAGGUUGUACCUGAUUCGGGGUAAUCUCUUGUUUAUGAUGAAUUAGAAGAUGAAAAAGACACCCCUCAAGCUCCCAAAAAUGUCUCAAGGAGCAGUGAUGAUGAAGAAGUCUUCCUAGGACUGCUACCCAAACGUCGCCCACCUACCCGCCCGAAAUCCCUUAACACCACAACAGACUCCUGUCACCCGCACCUGUCAAAAAGCACAUGGACUCGGACAACUCCAUACUCUACCGAACACCGUCUAUACAUCACCGACGAUCUUUAUCAUACUGGCCGUGUGUUAUCCAACCUCGACACUGGCGGAAUCAUCAAGCCCUGAUGGAGCCAUAAUACACAAAAAUUUAUUGAUUGAACUCCAUAAUCAUCAACAAAGCCGGGAAAAGUAAAAUGAAAUGCAUGAGAGAUACGAUUUAAUGAUUAAUGGUGGGAAAGAUGGUAAAAUAAAUGAUAGUGAGGAAAGUGGUAAUGUGGAAGAUGGUGAAACAUUUUUUUUUUAAGAAACUUCAAAUUCCUUUGACCAUUUAAGCCGUUUAAGGUAUAAAGUAUGGUACCAUAAAAUCCCUCAACUUUUAAUUAAGUACCAAUACCAAUAUUAUUUUUAGUAAUUUCUAAAUGCUUUCCGCCAUUCAUGAAACUAUGUUGCCUCAGAACUAAGUAUUUCAAAUAAUAGUCACAAGUGAACCAGGAUUCCAAGUUAGUUUUGGACCAUAGGAGAUUUUGGACAGUUAGGUGGUUUUGCCAAAGGUACGGCACUUUUGCCCGGAGGAAGGAAUGCUUAGAAAUUGAACAUAUUGUGGUCAUUCUAGUUAUACGUAUAGACAUUUUAUUGUUAAUGAUUUUAGAUUGUGGACUGAUUGACAAUAAUGUUAAUGUUAGUCAAGUCAUUAGUAAUUUCUACAUAAAUUUUAUGACAUUUUCAUUGAUUUUGAGUAGUUUUAAUUUAGAAAUAGUUUGUAUUGUGUAGUUUAACAUAUUGUAAUAAUGUUUUCCAUUUAUAUGUCAUUACAUACAUAAUAAUGAUUGGUUUAGUAAUUGUGUAAGUUAACUUUAACUCACUUUAUUAAAAGUUUUCUAACUUAA
Molecule: messenger RNA, 3584 nt
Organism: Cydia splendana
Lineage: Eukaryota; Metazoa; Arthropoda; Insecta; Lepidoptera; Tortricidae
Product: targeting protein for Xklp2 homolog
Exons: 1
Coding region: 61-1464 (467 amino acids)
Biological process (GO): regulation of mitotic spindle organization; activation of protein kinase activity
Cellular component (GO): spindle; microtubule
Source: RefSeq, a predicted model, not a curated record